Messenger RNA from Penicillium pulvis, 1878 nucleotides. RefSeq lists its product as uncharacterized. The record is from RefSeq and is a predicted model, not a curated record. Gene Ontology annotation, molecular function: protein binding. The transcript has a single exon. Lineage: Eukaryota; Fungi; Ascomycota; Eurotiomycetes; Eurotiales; Aspergillaceae. The coding region runs from base 1 to 1878 and encodes 625 amino acids.
AUGGCGAGUUUGACUGACCCACGGUCGGCGGGGCUGGUUGGGUCAUUACCCCAGAUCGCGUUUAUUGAGUCGCUCCACCGGCUGUCACCCGCUCAUUUUGUGGAGCCCUUCCGAGACCUCCACCACCCCCUGCAUGCCUGGUCCUCCUUGCUGAACGGCGUCAAACGCGCCGAAGAGGUCUUUGAUGAAAUGGUCCAAAAUCUAUUCAGGAUAACGCGAAAUCGGACUUCUCAGGGUCUUGCGCUGGAAUUGGCGGAAUAUACCCAUCUCUUGGACUGUGCAAGAGCGAUGGGAAAUGGCCCACUUGCGGAUGAUCUAUGGGAUUCAAUGAGACGAGACAGAGUUAUUCCAGAUGGGAUUUGUUACAACCAUUACAUGGAGGCAAAGGUGUGGGACCACUGCUAUACAGGUGAGGAGGCUUAUCAUUUGCGAGUCUUGCCCAAACCAUACAAAAAGCGACGGAUGGCGGAACCCAACAAAGGCUGGCGGGGUUACGGCACAGCCAAGAACAGUGUUCGAAGGCCUGUGCUACAACUUUUUCGAGAGAUGAUGGAUUAUGGACACAUAGCUGAUGAGCGCACCUAUAUCAACGUGAUGCUUGCAUCGGCUCGGACGGGCCACGGUCCUGGUUUCCGACACGUUUUACAAACUGUGUGGAACAUUGACAUCGAUGCUAUCAAGGAGACAGAAGAUCCGUCCCAGUUACCACCUCCCACACCCUAUGAACCGUGGUCCGCACUAUAUCCGACUAAGAACCUUCUUUUCGCGGUCGCCCAUGCCUUGGGCACAAACAACGAUAUCACUGGUGCAAUCCAGACAAUCCAGUUCAUCUCUUCUUCAUACAACAUUCCCAUCCCCACAAAGGCAUGGCAUGAGCUAUUCGAACGGGCGUAUGUUCUCUGCAGAGUUCGGGCCCCUGAAAACAGAUACGAAGAUGACAAUACUGUUGGUAAAGUGUCGGCGGACCUAGUGCGAUCAAUAUUCAAGACCAUGACCUCUGAGCCCUACAAUAUCACGCCAACCUUGCAAAUGUGGCGGUUCAUGAUCAACAUCAGUAUUGAUCGCGGUAGCUUGGAGGAAUGCAAGUCGUAUUUGCAGAGCGCAUAUGAACUUCUGUCUCAAACGAGACAUAGGCAGCAGGAGAAACGCACAAUCAUCAUGAGGCUUCUAAAGCCAGUGUUGGAAAAAGCAAAUCGGCAGAUCAAGAGAAAAGAGAUUACUUCGCCUGAUGAUUCAAUAUUUCAGGACCCUCUGCUCUCUGACGCGAUCAAUUCAUAUAAUAUCACCCGACUGGAAGUCUACCAACAAGCAUACAUCCUACAACGAAUUCUAUAUGUCACAGUUCGAGUCCCCAAUUGGCAGGACACAACCGACCAGGAUUGGUUCUUACGGGAACGGCCCAAGAUGAUCGAAGAGUGGCGCGAUUUUCUCCCCAGUCGAAUGCGAAUAUUCUACGACACAGAAUGCGGCACGGUCGACUUCCUGGGUCCUACGGGCUUCAAAGACCGAGACUGGCAUGGGAAACAGCCUCUUGCCCCUGCUAGACGAGACGCAAGUAAUAAGAAACUGUUCUUCUGUCCGGAGCACCGAUUCUGGAGCGAGGCUGCAAAAUGGCAGGAUAUGUUGCUGCGGUAUCCGUGGCUGGAUAAAAGCAUGGCACCAUUGAACACGUUAUUCAAGUUUCAAACGCCUCCAUCUAAGAAACUUGAGGAAACUCUUGCAAAUCUUCGUGGAUCAUGGGUCGACUAUCCAGAAGAUCAUUCGUUAUCCAACGCAAACAAUCCCAAUGGUGGGUUUUAUGGCCGCCUUGCUGCAUUGGACAUGUUAAAGCCCAACAAGCGAGGAGUGUAUCUGCUGGACGAGUCAUCUUGGGUUUAG